AUGACCGACUACUACGACAACUGGUACUUCGCGACCAACAAGACCAAAAACACAUGCCCAACUAACCCCUUCACAUGUGUCGCCCCAAAUGCAUGCGCCCGUGAUCCCAACACGGGCCGCAGCUACUGCUGCGACGCCGGGUCUACCGCCGUGUGUUGGACCGGCUCGACAACGUGCCAGGGCGACGGCUCGACCAUGGCCUGCGGCUCGGGCACGACCAGCUGGUGCUGCCUGGCCAACGGCAAGGAAAAGUGCACCGAAACGAAAAACCAAAUUAACAUUUGCUGGAGCACCGGAUACGACACGCUGCGGAAUAUCAGCGUCGCCUCCCUCGAGGCCGUUUACUCGUCUCUGGCGUCAAAAAACCCUGAUGCCAGCUCUUUGAUGUUCACACCGACAGAGAUCAUCGCCUCCACCAGGACACCGGCCACAACUACCACCUCGACUUCAGCCUCAACAACGACGACCAGCUCAGGAGCUUCUUCAGUGACGUCCGGCACGGAUAGUCCUCCAGCCGCCACCAACGCAGCAGGGGCAGCAGAGGGCGGCGGGUCUGGCAAUUCCAACUCGGGCUCGUCCUCACCUGCUCUUGGGCCGGGUGCCAUAGCAGGCGUUGUAGUCGGUCUUGUUGCGGCCCUGGCCAUCAUCGGUCUGGUCGGUUUCCUCAUUUGGAGGCGCAUUAAGAGAAAAGAAGCCGACAACGUGGCGGCCGCCAAUGCGCAGUCGCCGGGGACGAGCGAGCUGCCAGGCCACAACGGCCUACCGUUUUCACCCCGCAGCGACGCAUCUGAGCUGCCAAUUGGAUACUCGCACAUAGCUGCGCACGGAGGCGGGCCGCACGACAACAAGAUGUACCAAGACGGCGAGAACAAUCGUGAAUAUUACAAGGUCCCAGGCACUUCACCGUCCGAGAUGCCCACGCCGUACUAUGACAAUACGCCUGCUGAGAUGCCGACAUCGUACAACACGACGAGCGAGCUGCCGGCACAAGAGUAUCAUAGAGGCGGCGACGAUGAACACACGCCCUUUACUUCGAACACGAGGCGUUAG
This is a messenger RNA of Pyricularia grisea, 1050 nucleotides long. RefSeq lists its product as uncharacterized. Bases 1 to 1050 code for a protein of 349 amino acids. The record is from RefSeq and is a predicted model, not a curated record. Lineage: Eukaryota; Fungi; Ascomycota; Sordariomycetes; Magnaporthales; Pyriculariaceae. The transcript has a single exon.